Peromyscus leucopus (white-footed mouse) is the source of this 2770-nucleotide messenger RNA. Its product is annotated as myosin-IIIb-like. The transcript has 7 exons. The coding region runs from base 1 to 798 and encodes 265 amino acids. Lineage: Eukaryota; Metazoa; Chordata; Mammalia; Rodentia; Cricetidae. The record is from RefSeq and is a predicted model, not a curated record.
AUGAAUGAGACGAUCCCACUGAGUCCUCUGUACUCCCCAGGCAACGAGGAGGAGACUGCAUCUGCUGUUGCUCUGGUCUCUGGCGACUCCACCCCUACCUUUCCUGGUCAGGCCACCCUGCCAGACUGUGGCCCUCAGACAGACGCCAGCGGCUGCAGUGCUGAUAAAAAGCCCAAGACUGUCACUUGUCCACUGAGGUACCUUUUCCACCAGGAGGAGGAAAAGCCUUCUGCUCCCACCUCAGGCUUUAGAGUGACAGCCGCCUGCGGUGGAGAAAUAAAUGCAGGAGAGGGGAGGAAGGAAAAGAGUGAGAACGCAGAGCUAGCAUCCACAAGCCAGAGUUCCCCGACAGGCUGUGAUGUUGCCACGGGACAUGCACUUAAGGCAGCUGGACGUGAUGAUGCUGAGCGCUCAGUUGCUGGGACCCAUGUGUCAUCUUCUUGGACAUGUCACACUGCUCCAGCUCACCAGAGGCUGAGCCCCUGUGAAGGCCCUCCCAAACCUGGUUCAGAAGAUGGCCUCUCGCAGAAGCAGCGAGCACCUCGAAGACGGUGUCAGCAGCCCAAAAUGUUGAGUAGCCCCGAGGACACCAUGUACUAUAACCAGUUAAAUGGAACUCUAGAAUAUCAAGGGAGCCAGAGGAAGCCAAGAAAACUUGGACAAAUCAAAGUGCUGGAUGGGGAAGACCAAUAUUACAAAAGUCUGUCCCCUGGGGCCUGUGUCCCUGAGGAAAGCGACUCAGCCCACUGUUUCUGUUUUCCCUCAUCCCCCAGAGGAGACUCCGUUGCUCAACACUGAGCUGUGCUUUCCAGCCCCAAAUGUGUCCCGAGCAGAAGCAACGGUGGUAACUGAUCAUCUAAUAAGAAAGCGGUGUCAUGGGGUCAGCUUCUUUGGACAUGGCCUGUGCUUGAACCUUACUGAACAACUCACAGAUCCCUGAAGAUUCUCUGCUCCCAAGCCCUUCUUCACCUGCCCUGCAGCCUCUGGUCUCUUCAUCCUGUGAGAACACCCCUGCUUCGUCAAUGCAGUCCUUCAGGCUGCCGACAGCUAGAAAAGCGUGGACAGUCCCAUUGCAGGCCAGUUGUGAAAUCUGAUAACUUGUCUAUUUUCCUCACCAAGUGGAAUCCUGCAAUCUCUUUCCUGCUCUUCUUGAACCCCGCCCACUUUGGUGAGGUUUCUAUAUCUCUUCCUCCAGAAUCAGGGCUUCACUGCUGAGGGCACUGUUUCCAGGAAGAGUGGUCCAAGAUUUCUGUUUAGAUGCAAAAGUUAAAAUCUUUCAGAUUCUUCCUACAGGACAAAGGAAUGCCUCUGUGGCACGAUGUUAUGUUGAGAGAGUGUCUGCCUGUUUCUUCUAGCUUGCCUAGAGAAGCACAUCACUCCAGCAAUGAAAAGCAGAACGUGGAGAGUGAGAAUUUGGACCUGAGCAAGUUCGGGCCACCUGAUUUCAUAGCUGUAUUCCCUGGUCAGCUGUCUCCACAGGCUGUGAGAGAUGGCAGAGGACAAAGCUCAUCUUGUCCAUCUCUGUGUUUCUCAGACCUAGCUCAGGGCCUAGGACAGUGAACACCCAGUGCAUAAGAAUGAAUUAUUUCCGGCGGCAUGACUAGCCAGGGAGUUACUUACAUGUGAUAGAUGAGUUGCUACUUCUCUUAUAUAUAAGUGAGCUCUGAUGUUUUGCUCAAGAGUGAGCUGUUCGUAUUGUAAUCAUAAUGGCAUUAUAUGAUGUCAUACUCGAUAUAAUUCAGUACAAGCUGCUUUCUUGAGCACAAACUCUGUGUAAAACAAUAUGGAAAGCUGCUUAUGUGUGCUGUAAAAGCAAAACCCUGUCUAAGACUCCUUCUCUAGAGCAGAUGCUCUUAAUAUUUUCUUUCUCUAAAAUACUUAGUUGAUUUGAGAAAAAAAAAAGUACUUUAGGAAUAUUAGAAAAUGUUAUUAUCAGAGGUUUUUUUCUUUAACGGAGGGCAUUAUAAAUAUUUUCCGAAGAGGAGCAGUUAAGUGAAGUUGCUGUGUUAACUUUCCAUGAGGAGACACAGACAGGAGCAUGGGUGAAAGGCUGCUUACAGAGGCGUGGGCAACUUAUAGACAACGAUGCCACCAAAGAAUACCCCUCCAUAGCAACAACUAACCCCUCAGGGAGAGGCAGAGCCCUGUACACAGCCUUGCACGCCUUUCACACUUCCACAAGGAAAUGUUAGUAAGUGCUGUCUUGCCCUGAAUCCACAAUGGCAAUGGCUGCAUCGUGCCCAGAAGACAGAGAGUUCCACAACAGAGACAUAUGAAGAGCUCAGAAAUUAUAAUGGUGUAAGAAAUAGCUACAGACAGUUUUAGUAGCUUCAUUGGGCUUUUUUUUAAAAAAAAAAAAACUAUAUCUGGGGUUUUUCCCAGAUCUUCAUUUAAGAGGUAAUGUUUAUAUGGUGUGAGAAUAGAGCAGACAUAACAAAACUAAUUUAGUUGCUUAAGAAAUAAUGCUUAGGGUAAUUCUGUGAUAGAGUACUUGGCUAGCAUGUGCAGGGUUUAUUCCCCGAGAACAAGAAAAAUGAAGAGAUGAGAGAGGGAGAGAAAGCCUCGAAUACACAGAUUUUCUUUGAGUGCCUUCGGAAAUUUCUCUUUUAUCACCGAUUAAUCUACUUUGAUGUAACUGUUUUCCAAACUGUUGAAUAAAAAUGUUCAUAACGUCCUGUCUGUCCACACACAAUGUGAUUGUAAGCCUUGUUUCUUUCUCACUAAAAUGUGUCUACAAAUAAAGAUUUAAAAACGAAUCGUUAAAUUCUAA